Messenger RNA from Chrysochloris asiatica (Cape golden mole), 762 nucleotides. RefSeq names its product synaptonemal complex protein 3 (gene SYCP3). NCBI's taxonomy places the organism in Eukaryota, Metazoa, Chordata, Mammalia, Afrosoricida, Chrysochloridae. The transcript has 8 exons. Gene Ontology annotation, biological process: spermatid development; meiotic cell cycle. Gene Ontology annotation, cellular component: synaptonemal complex. The record is from RefSeq and is a predicted model, not a curated record. Bases 1 to 714 code for a protein of 237 amino acids.
AUGGCACCUACUGGAAGAAAGCACGCGGGGAAAUCUGUGAAGCAAACCAUGGAGGAGCAGAUCAUCCGUGCCUAUGAGUUUGAGAACGUCGAGAGGAAUCUGAGUGGUGCCGAACAGGAUUUUCUAGAAGGAAAGAUGACAGCAGUUGAUAAGCAUGGGAAGAAAAGGUCUUCCACAGGAAUGAUGGAGCGAGAUCUCGGGGGUGAAGUACAGAAUAUGCUGGAAAGAUUUGGAGCUGACAUUAACAAGGCUCUUCUUGCAAAGAAAAAGAAAUUAGAACUUUAUACCCAGGCUUCUUUCAAAAACAGUAACCAGAAAAUUGAAAGUGUUUGGAAAGCACAACAAGAACAAAGACACAAACUUAGCCAGGAAUAUUCUCAGCAGUUUCAGAGUUUGUUUCAGCAGUGGGAUAUGGAUAUGCAGAAAACUGAGGAACAAGAAGAAAAACUGACUAAUAUGUUUCGACAACAACAAAAGAUUUUUCAACAAUGUAGAAUUGUUCAGAGCCAGAGACUGAAAGCAGUUAAACAGUUAUAUGAGCAGUUUGUAAAGAGUAUGCAGGAAAUGGAGAAUCAUCAUGAGAAUCUUCUGAGUGGUGCGCAAAAUGAACUUAGAAAAGAAAUGGCUAUGUUGCAGAAAAAAAUUAUGAUGGAUACUCAGCAGCAAGAGAUGGCAAGUGUUCGAAAGUCUCUUCAAUCCAUGUUAUUCUGUUGACUCUUUGAAGAAAGAACUUGAACCUAAGUAAUACACAAUUAUAACAUU